This is a messenger RNA of Phycodurus eques (leafy seadragon), 5684 nucleotides long. Its product is annotated as M-protein, striated muscle-like. NCBI's taxonomy places the organism in Eukaryota, Metazoa, Chordata, Actinopteri, Syngnathiformes, Syngnathidae. The transcript is spliced from 34 exons. The record is from RefSeq and is a predicted model, not a curated record. Gene Ontology annotation, molecular function: protein binding. Bases 48 to 4358 code for a protein of 1436 amino acids.
CGCCGCCGUUGCUUUGCGCUCUUUUAAUCUCUCGGGGUGUUCCCGUCAUGGCUUCCAAAGUCAUUCCCUGGUAUAAGCGGAAUCGCGGCAGCCAAGUGAAAAGUGAUCUCGCUUAUCAGUACAGCACCAAGCGUGUCGUCUCUGAGCAGACGACACAAAGCAAGUCAAGUUCCAAGUCGACGAGGCAGGUGCAGGCCGCGGCCACAGAGGCAAUGGCGGAACCGGAGUACACCAUCCCGGUGUUUCGGCAGAGGACCAGCGAAGAGACAGGAGAGACUGAGGAGUACCAGCGAGUGAGCACAAAGUUGGAAAAGGGCUUGGCUGCCAUCCAGGAGGAACUCCAAAGGAUGAGGAUCUCCACCAAGGCUCAAGUCGAUAGUCUGGCCAUCGAGAAAGAGGUGAAGGAGAAGAUGUACAGGAAAGUGGAUUUGCUGGAGGAAAUCCCGCGCAUGCCAGACUUCAUCGUGGCCUUGCGGCCUCACACCGUGUGGGAGAAGAUGCCCGUCAAACUCUUCUGCACCGUGCUGGGGACCCCCAUGCCCGUCGUCAAAUGGUACAAAGGAGGCGUCCCAGUGGACCCUCUGAGUGCUCCAGGAAAGUACAAGAUUGAGAGCAAAUAUGGAGUACACAGUUUGAUCAUUAGCAGGUGUGUAGUGAGCGACACUGCAGAUUACAGCGCCGUGGCCACCAACACACACGGCACAGCCACCAGCGCGGCCACAGUCACUGUCAGGAGAGCGAGUGGAGGCGGAUGGUCCAGUCAGAUCGGUAUAGUUCCUCGUCUGAGCGGGAGCCACUUCAGUAAGUUGGAGGUGAGCCUGGUGCAUUGUUUCCCGGUCACAUUCGGCGUGGAGGGCGAGUCGGCCAGCCUGCUGUGCUCCCUGGUGGUGGUCCCCGAUCUCCCCAACCUGCCCCCCGCCAUCGAGUGGUACCGAGACGAUAAACUUUUGCAGCCUGGCCCCCUGGUGGACAUGUCGGUGGGCGGCAGUGUGGCUCGCCUGGUGUUGCCCCACCUGGCCAAAGACGACGAGGGUCUUUACACAAUCCGCGUGUUCACCAAGGACGGCACCUCCGAGCACUGCGCCUACCUCUUUGUUUCAGAUGCCACCCCCCCUGUGGCUGGGGCCCCCGGAGCCCCCAUGAGCGUCAAGGCGUAUGACAUCAACUCCGAAUACAUCCUGGUUGCCUGGAAACCACCCAACACCGUCAACGAGGCAGCCAUUACUGGUUACUUUGUGGACAGGUGUGAGGGGGUGAGCGACUCAUGGGUCCAGUGCAACGACGCCCCGGUUAAGGUGUGCAAGUACCCGGUCCACAGCCUGAAGCCGGGCCACUCGUACCGCUUCCGGGUCCGAGCCGUGAACAGCGCGGGUGUCAGCAGGGCCUCCCGCCCGUCCCACGUAGUCACGGCCCUGGACGCCGCCGAGAGCGCCAAGCUGGAAGGUAGCCACGAAGGCGUAGCGUCCGCUCCAGGCCAACCGGUUGCCACCCGCAACACCAAGUCAUCUGUCUUCGUCCAGUGGGAGGCACCCAGGCAUGGGCAGCAAGACCUGAUGGGAUACUACAUCGACGGCCGCGUGGUGGGCAGCAAGGACUGGUUUGCCUGCAACCACAAACCUUUCAAACUCAACAGGUUUGUGGUGCACGGCCUAACGCCCGGGGAGACCUACGUGUUUCGGGUGCAAGCCGUCAAUGUCUUCGGACUGAGCGAAGAGUCUCAGGAGUCGGGACCCAUCGCAGUAGAGCCGGCCCUGGCCACCCCCAGCUCCCCAUACGGUAUAAGCCUGUUGAAUUGCGAUGGCUCCUCCAUGACGGUGUCCUGGAGCAGCCCCAAGCGCUGCGGUGGCUCCAAGAUCAUUGCCUACUAUGUGGACAGACGCGACGUCGACUCACUUGUCUGGAAGGAGGUCAACGUAAACGGCAUCAUGGACCGAGUGUGCACAGUGGAUAAUCUGACGGAGGGAACCUUCUAUGAAUUCAAGGUUCAGGCGGCCAAUUUGGCAGGCGUGGGUUUGCCCUCGGCUCCAAGUCUCGCGAUGAAGUGUGAAGCUUGGACCAUGGAGCAGCCAGGUCCGGCUUACGAUCUGACCUUCAGCGAGGUCCGCAGUCACUCCCUGGUCCUGGUUUGGAAAGCUCCAGUCUACACAGGGGCAAGCGCCGUUUCCGGAUACUUUGUGGACAUGGCCAAGAAGGGCUCAUGCGAGUUCGUUGCCCUGAAUGAGAGUUCAAUCAGUCAGCGCUACAUGCAGGUAAGCGGUCUGGAGGAGGGCGAGUGGUACGUGUUUCGUGUUCGCACCGUCAAUGCUCACGGCAUUGGUAGAGCCUCCCUGGUGACUGAGGCCGUCUGCGCCAGACCUCCUCCGGGCACCAAAGAGAUUUUGACCGGUGUGGACGAGGAAACGGGCGACAUCUUCCUGUCUCUGGAGGCCUCUGACAUCAGCCAGACCUCUGCCUUUGUGUGGUCCAAGAACUACAAGCCCAUCGGCGAUUGCCCUCGUGUCACUGUCACCACCAAAGGACGCACUUCCAGACUGAGUUUCAUGAACCCCGACAAAGACGAUCUGGGCCGUUACUCCGUGCUGGUCACAGACACAGACGGCGUGUCCGCCAGCCACACGCUCACUGAGGACGCACUCAACUCCAUGCUGGAGCUCAGCCAUGCCAUCAGGAACCCCAUCGUCCCACUCAAGCACGGCCUCAACUAUGAGGUACUGGAGAAAGGCCAUGUGCGCUUCUGGGUGCAGGCCAUCAAGCUUUCGCCCGCCGUGACAUACAGGUUCAUCGUGAACGACAAGGAGUUGACCAGCGGCGAGGGCCACAAGAUAAAUCACGAUGUGUCUACGGGCGUCAUCCAGAUGAUCGUAGACAAUUUCACCCGAGACAGCGAGGGCACAUACACGAUGCAAAUCCAUGACGGCAAGGCCAAAGCGCAGAGUUCCCUGGUCCUUGUUGGAGAUGUCUUCCUGGCGGUUCUGAAGGAAGCCGAGUUCCAGAGGAGAGAGUAUGUCAGGAAGCAAGGUGCACAUUUCUCAGAGUACCUGACUUUCACCGUCAAUGAGGACUGCACCGUGAUGCUGACCUGCAAGGUGGCCAACGUGAAAAAGGAGACCACCUUCCACUGGUACAAAGAAGACGAGGAGAUGGUUCCGGAAACUCCCCCCAACGUCAUGACGGGAGCCUGCGCUCUCCCUAUCCCGCUGUUUUCCAGGAAGGAUCAGGCCGUGUACAAGGCCGUGAUCGGAGAUGAGCGUGGAAAGGACACGUCCACCUAUGACAUCUCAGGACAAGUCUUUGAUGACAUCAUCAACGCCAUCGCAAGGAUCGCUGGCGAUUCGGCUUCUGAACUGGUGCUCCAGUGUACUCCGGAGGGUAUCCGUCUGCAGUGCUACAUGAACUACUACACGGAGGAGAUGAAGACCGUGUGGAAACACAAGGAGAGCAAGAUCGCCUCCUCUGAGAAGAUGAGGAUCGGCGGCACGGCCGAGAUGGCCUGGAUGCAGAUUUGCGACCCGUCAGACAAGGAGAAGGGUCUGUACACCAUCGAGAUCUCUGACGGCGUCAAGACCCACGCCAGGACCUUCGAUCUCUCUGGACAAGCUUACACCGACGCCUAUGAGGAGUACCUGAGAUUAAAGGCUGCUGCGUUUGCGGAGAAAAACCGCGGCCGAGUGCUGGGCGGCCUGCCCGACGUGGUCACCAUCAUGGAGGAUAAGUCCCUGAGCCUGACCUGCACAGUAUGGGGCGAGCCCACUCCCGAGGUCACCUGGUUCAAGAACGAGCAGGAAGUGGCCUCUAAUGAGCACACCAGGAUUACCUUUGACGGCGGAAAAUUCUCCAGCCUGGUCAUCAACCAGGUCACGCCUGAAGACUCGGGCAAGUACAGCAUCAACGUGCGCAACAAGUACGGCGGCGAAUUUGUGGAAAUCACCGUCAGCGUAUACCGGCACGGAGAGCAGAUCCCAGAGUCCAAGCUGGGCCAGACCAAGAUGGCCACGCCCGCUGUUAUACCGCCCUCCAAGACACCUACCCCUGCCCCGUCUAAGACCCAGACCCCGGCCCUGUCCAUGAAGAGCCCCACACCCGCCUCCACCCCCAAAUCCCCGACCCCGGCUCCCAAAUCCCCCACUCCGGCCCCUAAAUCUCCCACCCCGGGCCUGAAAUCUCCUACCCCAGCCCCCAAAUCUCCCACCCCGACCCCCAAAUCUCCAGGCUUCAAGUCUCCAACCCCCUUUGGAAAGUCCCCGACUCCAACCCCCAAGUCCUCUACCCCCACCCCGACACCUAAGUCCCCGACCCCCAGUGUCAAGUCGCCCACUCCACCCAGAUUCAUGAAGUCUCCAACCCCACCCAGGAAGUAGGUGGUGGCCCACCCUGCCCUUAAAGUCCCUCACCCCUGGCCUGAAAUCUCCAGACAUCAAGUCUCUGACUUUCUUGGGAAUGUCCCCAACUCCAGCUCCCAAGUUCCUGACACAUACCCUGACACCAAAGGUCCCUGACCCCUAGCGUCAAGUCGCCCAUUAAGAGUCAGGAAGUCCCUCACCCCAGGCCUAAAAUCUCCCACUGCAAUCUACAACUUUCCAACUCGCUUGGCAAUGUCCCCAACUCUAGCCCCAAAGUCCCUGACGCAUUGCCCGACACCAAAGUUCUCAACCCCCAGCGUCAGGUCACCCACUCCACCCAGAUUCAUAAAAUCUCCAAUCCCAUCCAGGAGGUAGGUGGCGCUUCAACCUGUCCUUGAAGUCACCCACUCCACCCAGAUUCAUGAAGUCUCCAAAUCCCAUCCAGGAGCUAGGUGGUGGCCCAACCUGGCCUUGAAGUCCCUCACCCCCGGCCUGAAAUCUCCAGGCAUCAAGUCUCUGACUUUCUUGGGAAUGUCCCCAACUCCAGCCCCCAAGUUUCCCAAACAUACCCUGACACCAAAGGUCCCUGACCCUCAGCAUCAAGUCGCCCAUCUAGAUUCAGGAAGUCUCCAAUCCUGCCAAAGAAGUAGGUGGUGGCCCACUUUAGCCCCAAAUUUGCCACACCCCAGCCUUGAAAUCUCCCACCUGACCCCCAAAUCUCAAGGCUUCAAGUCUCCAAUCCCUUUGGGAAAGUCCCCAACUCCAGCACCUAAGUCCCGGACCCCCAGCAUCAAGUCUCCUGCUCUGACCAGAUUCAGGAAGUCUCCAACCCCAUCCUGGAAGUAGGUAGUGGUGAAGGUUUAUAGUAUAAGCGUGAACGUGGUAGUCACGAAACAUAAAGAAAAAAAUCUAACUUUUAUGGUGACAUCGAAUAUUUGCUUGAUGAGACAUGUUGAAAAGCUGCACCUUCCGCUACGUUACAUGCUAGCAGAAUGCCUGGUGGGGGGCGUCGAAGUGUGGCAGUUAGCACUUCUUGUUUUGGAACCAAAUGUAACAAGCGUUUUUAUUUGGAAGAUCAUCUUAAGUGAUCAGCAUCAAAGGGGACAUUCAGUAUCUAGUAUACCAAUUUGUUGUGUUUCUGGAGUUUCUGCCCACCCAUCAAAUUUAAAAUUAAACAACCAAGUCAAGCUUUGUGGCCACAAAUUAGCCUUUUGUGUGCACUUUAUAUCUACAGUAUGUUGUGGUCACAAUUUAUUAAAAUGUUCACGUCAUGUCUCGGGCUCCGUAGUUUCCUGCUGUUUUUCUAUUUUUCCUUUUUUUGGGACUUGUGAAGAGAAAUGUUCC